Strigops habroptila (Kakapo) is the source of this 1164-nucleotide messenger RNA. It is a transcript of the gene DNAJC19, whose product is annotated as DnaJ heat shock protein family (Hsp40) member C19. Lineage: Eukaryota; Metazoa; Chordata; Aves; Psittaciformes; Psittacidae. The transcript has 6 exons. Gene Ontology annotation, biological process: protein import into mitochondrial matrix. The record is from RefSeq and is a predicted model, not a curated record. Gene Ontology annotation, molecular function: ATPase activator activity. The coding region runs from base 278 to 550 and encodes 90 amino acids. Gene Ontology annotation, cellular component: PAM complex, Tim23 associated import motor.
AGUUGGAGGUGGCUUUGCGGCUGGCCUGGGUGCCGUACGGCGAGCGGAACCUUCCGCGAACUCGUCCCGGCGAUCGCCAGUGCGCGGGGCCGGGGCCGGGGCCGGGGCCGGGGCCGGGGGGCGGCCAUGGCCAGUACAAUGGUGGCGGUUGGCCUGACCAUAGCAGCAGCUGGAUUUGCAGGUUUGUAGAUGAUGGGAGAACACUGAACACCCGGUUGUGCUUACCGUUGCCUGCUUCAGUACGGAUGAAUUUUAAGGUCGCUAUGCACUAAAAGCUAUGAAACAAAUGGAGCCACAAGUAAAACAAGCACUUCAGAACCUACCAAAACCUGACUUCAGUGGUUAUUACAGAGGUGGAUUUGAACCCAAAAUGACUAAACGAGAAGCAGCUUUAAUACUAGGAGUGAGCCCUACAGCAAACAGAAGUAAAAUCAGAGAAGCUCAUAGACGAAUCAUGCUUCUGAAUCAUCCAGAUAAAGGUGGCUCUCCAUAUGUAGCAGCCAAAAUCAAUGAAGCUAAAGAUUUACUGGAAGACCAAGCUAAAAAAUGAGAAAAUCAGAGGGUUUGUUCACGCAAAUGAUUAUUUUUGAUAAAACAGCUUAAGAAAAGUUCUAAUGUCAGUCUUUGACUUAAUACAAGUGAAGCUGGAAAUAUGAAUUCAGGGAGGUACUUCCCUCCCCACUCACUUCUUAGUCACUUUUUGGGUAAGCAUGUGAGUGAGUGAGACUUCAGGGGUUUUUUCAUAGCUGUUCUUUAUUAAGCAGCAAAAUCUGCCACUCAAAUAUUUUCAGUGUAAAAGAGUAGUAACUGGUUUGGUUAAUGCGUGUUACCAGACUUCCAUGCUGUUAACUAAUUUUUGUUAAAAGUAGCUAUGUUUAAAGUUCACGCUGCUGUUCUUCCACAUGCCGAAGGUAGCACAAGGGACCGGUUUGGGCAGGGAAAAAACCAAGAGGAUUUAUUUGAUGGGAAGAAUUGGACAGAUUCUGUGGUUGUCUCUGGCUGAAGAAAUAAAAUACAGGAAACUAUACACUAGAUUGUCUUUGCCUUGUGAAUAACAAGGUUGGUUGAGCUUCUUUCAUUGGGUCUGGAAUGUCCCAGAUUUCUUAGUAACUUUCAGUUUUUAAUGGAUUUUAUAGCAUUUAAUAAAUUCCAAAUUUGUAUUAA